Messenger RNA from Hyposmocoma kahamanoa, 417 nucleotides. RefSeq lists its product as uncharacterized. Gene Ontology annotation, molecular function: nucleic acid binding. The record is from RefSeq and is a predicted model, not a curated record. The coding region runs from base 1 to 417 and encodes 138 amino acids. Lineage: Eukaryota; Metazoa; Arthropoda; Insecta; Lepidoptera; Cosmopterigidae. The transcript has a single exon.
AUGGUCAAAGCUGAACUCUUGGGCUUGAUUAAUACGACCCAAUCAGAAAAAAUAUACACGAUUGAUGAACUUCUGAAAGGUGCAGGUCAUACUGUUCUAAGACUACCUCCAUAUCAUCCAGAUCUCAACCCAAUCGAGCUUGUGUGGGCAAAUAUAAAAAAUUGCCUGGCCAGAGAUCACAUUAAUGCUACAUUGGACGAGAAAAUUACAAUACUAACAAGACUAUUUUCUGAAUUUUCUGCCAAACAAUGGCAAAAAUGCGACGACCACGUACAAAAAAACGAACAAGAAUACUGGAAUCAUGAUAUGAGAUAUGAUACUGUGAUGGACGAAUUCAUUAUAAACUUACAAGAUGAUUCUGACUCAAGUUCAGACAAUUCAGAAUCAAGUGAUUCAGAGGAUAAUAUGUCAGAGUAA